GCCAAGCUGCAGGCCCUGGAGGCGACGUGCAAGUCGCUGGAGGAGAAGCUGGACUUGGUCACCAAUAAGCAGCACAGCCCCAUCCAGGUCCCCAUGGUGGCAGGCUCCCCACUCGGCGCGACACAGACCUGCAACAAAGUGCGAUGCGUCGUGCCCCAGACUACUGUCAUACUCAACAAUGACCGGCAGAACGCCAUUGUAGCCAAGAUGGAAGACCCCUUGUGCGGCAGGGCUGCGGAGUCCCUGGAAAGUGUCGUCAGCAACACAGUGCCCGGGCGGCGGCAGAACACCAUCGUGGUGAAGGUGCCGGGCCAGGAGGACAGUCACAAUGAGGACGGGGAGAGUGGCUCCGAGGCCAGCGACUGCGUCUCCAACUGCGGGCAGGCCGGCAGCCAGAGCAUCGGGAACAACGUCACCCUCAUCACCCUCAACUCGGAAGAGGAUUACCCCAACGGCACGUGGCUGGGCGACGAGAACAACCCCGAGAUGCGGGUGCGCUGUGCCAUCGUCCCCUCCGACAUGCUGCACAUCAGCACCAACUGCCGCACGGCCGAGAAGAUGGCGCUAACACUGCUUGACUACCUGUUCCACCGCGAGGUGCAGGCCGUGUCCAACCUGUCCGGCCAGGGCAAACACGGCAAGAAGCAGCUGGACCCCCUCACCAUCUAUGGCAUCCGCUGUCACCUCUUCUAUAAAUUCGGCAUCACCGAGUCCGACUGGUACCGGAUCAAGCAGAGCAUCGACUCCAAGUGCCGCACGGCCUGGCGGCGGAAGCAGCGGGGCCAGAGCCUGGCUGUCAAGAGCUUCUCGCGGCGGACCCCACCCUCUCAGAGACAA
Sorex fumeus (smoky shrew) is the source of this 837-nucleotide messenger RNA. Its product is annotated as protein BANP-like. The record is from RefSeq and is a predicted model, not a curated record. NCBI's taxonomy places the organism in Eukaryota, Metazoa, Chordata, Mammalia, Eulipotyphla, Soricidae. The transcript has a single exon. The annotation marks the transcript as partial. Gene Ontology annotation, biological process: protein localization to nucleus; negative regulation of protein catabolic process. Gene Ontology annotation, molecular function: DNA binding.